GCGGAGGAGCUUCAUCGGCUGCUCCCGAGCAGCGCGGACGGCCGAGAGUCUCAGGCUGUCGGGGUGUGUUUUGGGGAGACGGAGGGAAGAUGCGGAGCAGACCGCUCGUGACCUGAACUUCCUUCCCUUCCCGGCUGCCUCAGUCAGAACCUUGCACAUUCAGCAUAAUGCCCGUCUUUUCUACCAACGACAAACCAAGUGAGAGCAGUCCGAGGCUGCAGCCGGAGCGGGAGCGAGCAGCGGACGCAGCGGGCAAGAUGCGGACUUUGUACCCGGUCUGCGCGUAGUUCUCUUAGGAGAGACGAACAGACCGUCUAGAUGUGCAGCAGUAAGACUUUAUGCUUUUCUGAAGGUUUCAGGAUCCAAAUAUCAAGUCAGAGAGAAGCUUUAGCAUUCUGAAACCACCGGUGUGACAUGAAAGACAAAAGAAGCAAGGAAGAGGACAUCCAAUGAUGACCCUCCAGUGUAUUUUCCAUGGCUCUGUCGGAGUUGAGUGCUGUGAAAAGAGUGGAGGGAGUGUGAAAAUAUGGUGAACUUUACUUGUGUGUCCCAACUGAAUAAUGGACGGUUGCUGGUGAAGGAAUCAUAUCGUUUAAUGCGACCAUUGCUCUUGUGUUUGGAAGCUUAGGACAAUUAAUUACCAAGGGAUUACUCAACCUCUUUAGCAUCAGGCUGGACACAGUGGUGUUAUUAAGCAAACAGCCAAAAUGUAAUGACGUUUCUGCAGGAAUUUUCAAAUCCCAGUUUCUUAUAAUUUUUGUCUCUGUUUGGUUUAUGUAUUCUUUGGAUCGAUUUGAAAUGGAGAUACAGUGGCGUUUAUGGAAUAAGGACUGGGCCACCUUCAUAAGGCCGUGGAUACCUAUACUGUUAGGCCUUCACCUCCAGUUCUCCCGGGCCUCCAACUGUCCCGAGGAGUGCCGCUGUGAUCGCACAUUUAUUUACUGCAACGAGCGGAGCCUGACCUCAGUGCCUCUGGGAAUCGGUGAGGGUUAUAAGACUCUCUACCUCCACAACAACCAAAUCAAUAACGCUGGGUUUCCCUUGGAGCUCCACCACGUGGCUUCUGUGGAAACUGUGUAUCUCUAUGGCAACCAGCUGGAUGAAUUCCCCAUCAACCUGCCCAAAAAUGUGAGGAUUCUCCAUCUGCAAGAGAACAACAUUCAGACUAUCUCCAGAGUGGCUCUGGCUCAGCUUCUUUGGCUGGAGGAGCUGCAUUUGGAUGAUAACUCCAUUUCUACAGUAGGGGUGGAGGAAGGAGCCUUCCGUGAGGCAGUGAGCCUGAAGAUGCUCUUCCUCACCAAAAACCACCUCAGCAGUGUGCCUAUUGGUCUUCCAGAUGAUCUAAAAGAGUUACGACUGGAUGAGAACCGGAUUGCAGUUAUCGCAGAGGAAGCAUUUAGGAAUGUCACACGGCUAGAGCGCCUCCUGUUGGACGGAAACCUGUUGACAGAUGAAGGGAUUGCUCCAGGGACAUUUCAGGACCUGGUAACUCUGAGGGAACUGUCCCUGGCCCGCAACUCACUCACAUACCCUCCCCCAUUCCUCCCAGGGGAGGUGCUUAUCAAGUUAAACUUCCAGGAAAAUCAGAUAAACUGGAUCCCUGUCAGGGCAUUCGCAGAGUUGCACAAGCUGGAGAGGCUGGAUAUUUCGAACAACCAGCUGCAGUCAUUGACACAGGGAGUCUUUGAUGGCCUCGUAAGUCUCAGACAGCUCACUGUUCGAAACAACCUUUGGCUGUGCGACUGUGGUAUCAAAUGGGUGGUGUCAUGGCUUAAAUCUCUGCCAGCCUCGCUCAAUGUGCGCGGCUUCAUGUGCCAUAAACCUGAAAAGUUCCGGGGCAUGGUGAUCAGAGAGCUGAGUGGUGAGCUGGUCCAGUGCCUGCAGAGCACAGUGACAGCACCCCUGUCCACCACACCAGCUGAUUUUGCGUUUUUCCCAUCCCUCUCAUCUUCCACAGACUCCCCUAUAGUAACUCAGUAUGUUUCCUCCUCCUCCAGGCAACCUUUCCCCACAAUAUCCACCCUCUACCCUAUCUAUACAACCAGAGAGGGGGGGUUGAGGACUAAGCAACCUCUGGAUCCCCAGAGGGAGACUGUGCAGGUCACAUUUGCCAUACUGAAUGGCUCAGCUAUCCACGUCAGCUGGGUGGCCGCAUUUCCAGUCACUGCCUAUAAGGUGACCUGGGCCAGGAUGGGCCCCAGUCUGACAGGAGACACUGUAAGGGAGAGGAUAGUGGGUGGGGAUCACCGGGGGAUCCGACUGGCUAAUCUUGAGCCAAAAUCCACCUAUCGGAUCUGUGUCAUUCCCUUGGAUGCAUUCAAUAAUUACCGGCCCAAAGAUGAUACUGUGUGCACUGAAGCCAUGACCACACCGGCCUCAUUCAGCCCUGACAACAACAAAAGACCGUCAGGGCCAGAGCAUGCCACACAACAAGAACCCAGCUCACCUUUCUUGCUGGCUGGGCUGAUCGGUGGGGCCGUGAUUGUGGUGCUGGUCGUUCUCCUCAGCAUUUUCUGCUGGUACAUGCACAAGAGGAGCCGCUCCAAGUCCUCCACCAAGUGGAAAUACAACCGGGGUCGGAGAAAAGAUGACUAUUGCGAGGCAGGCACCAAGAAAGAUAAUUCCAUCUUGGAAAUGACUGAGACCAGCUUCCAGAUAGUCUCACUCAACAAUGAGCAGCUCCUCAAGGGAGAUUUCCGCAUUCAGCCUAUUUACACCCCUAAUGGGGGCAUGGGUUUCCGAGACUGCCCCCUGGGGAACAACAGCACAGUCUACUGCAAGAAUAAUGUUUAAGGUGCAGAUUUGUGUUGCACAUGAUGGUUUUGGAGAGCAUCAGGACCAUUUUUAAUGACAACCACCCACACUUUGCUGGACACUGUACAGUGUUAAUAUUAUUUGAAACCCCUGUGUCUUCAAAAAAUGUAAUUUAUACAACUGGCUGGAUGAUAUCUUUUAUAUAACAACAUUGGCUUUAUAAGUUAUUGCUUUCUAGAGUUGUUCUGUUUGAGUUCUGUGCACACAGACAUGUACAAUCAGGAUUCAUUUAUAUCUAAGUAUUUAGACUCGGUUUCAUUUGAUUUUCAGUGGUAGUGAAUGAUUUUGAAGUCAUUGUAUACUGUGACCAUAACAGAUACAGAGUUUACACUGUAUCUGCAUUGCAUCAUAAGAGUACUGAAACCGGCUAGUCAAAUUCUGUAUGAUAGAAGGAGAAAAGAGACAGGCACAAAGCAACCACAGUCACCACUAGAGGGCAUAUUUUUUCUGGAAACCAUACAGUCCACCACACUUUCUGUUUUUAAUCAAGUCAUCAUGGUAAUAUGACACAUUUGCUUAAUUGCAACUACACUAAGUAGAGAUGUAGAAAAAUUAUAUUUCGCUCUAUGAAGAGGACACAUUUUUAUGCAAAUGGAAUUUCUCUCUGCUUCAAAAGGAAAUUUAAAGGUCACACUCAUUAAACAUUCACAGAAAGUUAAAGGCUGCAGUGCUUUCACCAGCUUUUCAAGAUUAAUUCAUUAUCACAGUUAUGGGUUCAUGUUAUUCGUACUAGCUAUGUUUGAUGGUGGCUGUCGGAGUGAGCAACAAAAAAGCACAUCUGCCAUCCAUUUAUAGUUUAACCCAUUAAGCCAUUAAGAACUCUUUCACUUUUG
Molecule: messenger RNA, 3647 nt
Organism: Xiphias gladius (swordfish)
Lineage: Eukaryota; Metazoa; Chordata; Actinopteri; Istiophoriformes; Xiphiidae
Product: leucine-rich repeat transmembrane protein FLRT2
Exons: 2
Coding region: 775-2793 (672 amino acids)
Molecular function (GO): protein binding
Source: RefSeq, a predicted model, not a curated record